Messenger RNA from Aureobasidium subglaciale EXF-2481, 612 nucleotides. RefSeq lists its product as uncharacterized. Bases 1 to 612 code for a protein of 203 amino acids. Lineage: Eukaryota; Fungi; Ascomycota; Dothideomycetes; Dothideales; Saccotheciaceae. The record is from RefSeq and is a predicted model, not a curated record. The transcript has 4 exons.
AUGAGCGACCACGAAGAGAAGUUGGCUGGAAGUUCGUCUUCGCCAAUGAGCAGCGUCGCAAUGCAGAGCCCCAUCACAGAACACAUCGACAACGGCAAUAAUGAAAUCACAGCUGUGUCGCGCACGCCACCUCAAUCGGCCAACAAACGCAGCAGAGGUCGUCCACGCAAAUACCACACCGAUGCUGAGCGUGAAGAAGCGAAACGCCGGUAUCGCGAAAACCACAAGACCAAAGCUGCAUCUGGAGGUGGGGUGAGCGGAGGUGCAAUUCCUGGAAACUACACAGCUUUUGUUCCUGCUCAACCUGUACCCAGACAACAAGAUGUUGAUGAUUUGUGGGAGGCUGUGAGGGGAUUGCAGGCAGAAGUUGCGGGUUUGAAGAUGCAGCUUGCGCAGAGGGAUGCGGCUGCAGCUGCCGCUUUACCGCCGCAGAAGCGCAGGAAGCAGAGACAGGCUACAGAACCUGCUAAUCCAUCCUCCACGACUCGCUAUCUUUUAUGCACCUGCCAGCUAUAUUCUUCUUUGCCAACAUACACGACAAUCGCCAAAUUCCUGAUCAAAUUUGCUUCCGAAGCAUCGUGGCCUACUUUGGCGGCUGCAUUUUCCUCGUAG